AUAUUUCAUUGAGUUAUAAAUUUACCUAUUACUUUUUUAAUUAUAUUUAAUUUUAAAUUAAGAAACUGCACAGGUGUAUAGAAUUUACUGAAAAAUGCCAGCAAAUUAUGAAAUCACAAAAAGUUGGGCAGAUGAGGUUGAAGAUGAGGGAUCAAUAACACUUCCUCCUCCCACUGUUGUGUAUGAAAAUGACUUCAAAAUAAUGACAGAAUAUAAGUUGAAUGAUGACAAUAAAAAGGUUAAAGUUGUUCGCACAUAUAAAAUUGAACGCCGUACAGUUUCUAAAACAAUUGCUGUUCGGAAAAAUUGGUCCAAAUAUGGAGAUUCAUUGGAUGAUGGUCCUGGCCCUAAUCCAGCAACAACAGUUAUUGCUGAGGACGUAUUUAUGCAAUUUCUUUCUAGUAAAGAAGAAGAAAAUAAAGUGGAAGAAGAUUCACUGGAUAAAUUGAAAAGUAUGGGAGAUAAAGGAGUUGUUAAGUGUCGUAAUUGUAAUGGAGAGCAUUGGACAUCAAAGUGUCCAUUCAAAGAUACAGUUCUUGGAGGCCUUCCAGAUGAUAAGAAACUAUCAAUUAAUCCAACUGCGGGAGUUCCUGGUAUGGGUGAUAUGAAUAAGCCACAAGGCAGCAAAUAUAUUCCUCCUAGUAUGCGUGAUGGAGGUAAUAAACGUGGUGACUCGAUGCUAAUGCAGCGUAGAGACGAUACAACAGCUAUUAGAAUAUCCAAUUUAUCAGAAAAUACAACAGAUACAGAUUUAGAAGAAUUAGUUAAGAAGUUUGGCGCAAUUCAUAAGUUUUAUUUGGCAAAAGAAAAAAAUACAAAUGUUUGUAAAGGAUUUGCUUAUGUGCAUUACAAAACUAAAGAAGAUGCUGCUAGAGCAAUUAAUGGUUUGCAUGGACAUGGAUAUGAUUACUUAAUUUUGAGUGUAGAUUGGUCUAAGCCACCAGCACAAAAUAAUUAAUUUA
Molecule: messenger RNA, 962 nt
Organism: Ceratosolen solmsi marchali
Lineage: Eukaryota; Metazoa; Arthropoda; Insecta; Hymenoptera; Agaonidae
Gene: eIF3g1
Product: eukaryotic translation initiation factor 3 subunit g1
Exons: 3
Coding region: 95-958 (287 amino acids)
Cellular component (GO): cytoplasm; eukaryotic translation initiation factor 3 complex
Molecular function (GO): translation initiation factor activity; RNA binding
Source: RefSeq, a predicted model, not a curated record